Impatiens glandulifera is the source of this 1440-nucleotide messenger RNA. RefSeq names its product 5-amino-6-(5-phospho-D-ribitylamino)uracil phosphatase, chloroplastic-like. The record is from RefSeq and is a predicted model, not a curated record. NCBI's taxonomy places the organism in Eukaryota, Viridiplantae, Streptophyta, Magnoliopsida, Ericales, Balsaminaceae. Bases 262 to 1278 code for a protein of 338 amino acids. The transcript has a single exon.
ACCAGAAUCUCCAAUCUUCUCUCUAUUCGCUCCUGGCGUUGAAUUCAAUCAUCCAAUUCAAGGUUAGGGUUCCUUAAUCCUCCUCCCUAGGGCAUAAAUUUCCGCUGUAAUUUCACUUUUAUUUGCUGCAUAUUACUUAUUAUGCAAUUUGAUCGGAACUGACUGAAUAAUAGUUGGGAUCUUUACUGUUUGUCGUAUAAGCCCAUCCCCAAAGUGAUAAGAAAGAAAAUAAUCAUUAACAGCUUCUUUUCUGUGAUAAAAAUGGUGGAUUCCAUUGCUGCUACAUCCUUUCUAGGUCACAGGCCAACAACCUAUGGAGGGUUUUGCUUUAAAUUAGAUGUUUCUGUUAAAAGAUCAAGACUUGUUCACAUAUCUUCCCCAUUAGUGAAAUCUCAAGCUAUUGAAUUAACUAAGGAAGCCUUCAAAAUACCUAGAGAUAUAGGACUAAACAGAAAACCAUUGUCAUGGCCAUUAGAGAAUAGAGCUGAUAAUCCAGCAUUACAUAAUCCAUUGCUCCGGCAAGAAAGAAUGGGUUCAGGCUGGUUGACUGCUAUUUUCGAAUGGGAAGGUGUGUUAAUUGAAGAUAACCCUGAAUUGGAGAAACAAGCUUGGCUUCUUCUUUCACAAGAAGAAGGGAAACCCCCUCCUUUAACCUUUCUCCUUCGCAGAAUAGAAGGAAUGAAAACCGAGCAGGCUGUUUCUGAAGUACUCUGCUGGUCAAGAGAUCCUUCAUAUGUUAAAAGGUUAGCAAAUCGAAAAGAGGAGAUUCAUCAAAGCUUACAAGGUGGAAUUUAUAGGUUUAAACCAGGAUCAGAAGAGUUUGUGAAAAUCCUCAAGAAACAGAAGAUACCCAUGGCAUUAGUUUCAACCCGUCCUAGAAAAGUUCUCGAAACUGCUAUCUUAUCAGUUGGUGGAAUCAAGGGUGUUUUUACAGUAAUCUUGGCGGCUGAGGAUGUUUAUAGAGGAAAACCGGAUCCUGAGAUGUUCAAUUACGCUGCCCAACUGAUGUGUUUCGAUCCCCAAAGGUGUAUUGUGUUUGGGGAUUCGAAUCUGACGGUUGAGGCUGCUCACGAUGCUCGGAUGAAGUGUGUGGCUGUUGCGGGAAAGCAUCCUGUUUAUGAGCUCGCUGCUGCUGAUUUGGUUGUGAGACGGUUGGAUGAGAUCUCUAUCAUUGAUUUGAAGAAUCUCGCAGCACUCGAGGAACCGGAGAUGGAGAUGGAAGAAGAAGAGGAUGAUCGUACACUAUCAUCGAUUGCCACUCUUGAUGAUUUCUGGUAAUGUAUCUUCUUUUAUCUAAAGAAUGUACAUAAAUUUUUAGAAUGUGUUGUGGAUAACAUAUGGGAAAAGGAAAUUUAUGCUAGAGGUGUUCAUCAUCAUUUGUAUGUGACUUAUAAAUUUUAUGUUUUUUUUAAUAAAUAAGAAUAUAUAUUGUUCUCUGGA